Thlaspi arvense is the source of this 4460-nucleotide messenger RNA. The record is from the annotation of a GenBank genome assembly. NCBI's taxonomy places the organism in Eukaryota, Viridiplantae, Streptophyta, Magnoliopsida, Brassicales, Brassicaceae.
GAACGUUGAAAAAUUGGUGAUCCUCGAGAUGUCGGACAAUCGCGCUCUCCAGCGAGCCCAUGUUCUGGCCAAUCACAUACUCCGAUCACCUCCUCUGCCGUCGAACCUCUCCCUCACGCGCGAGGUAUGUUUGCAGUACUCCCCACCGGAGCUCAACGAGAGCUAUGGAUUCGAAGUCAAGGAGAUGAGGAAAUUGCUCGACGGACAUAACGUGGAGGAUCGGGAUUGGCUCUACGGGCUCAUGAUGCAGAGCAAUUUGUUUAAUCGGAAGGAGAGGGGAGGUAAGAUCUUCGUGUCGCCGGAUUACAAUCAGACGAUGGAGCAACAGCGCGAGAUCACUAUGAAGCGGAUCUGGCACCUGCUCGAGAGAGGGGUCUUCCAAGGAUGGUUGACGGAGGCAGGUCCUGAUGCUGAGCUCAAGAAAUUAGCUCUGCUUGAGGUUUGCGGGAUUUUUGAUCACUCCCUCUCCAUCAAACUCGGUGUUCAUUUCUUCUUGUGGGGUAAUGCUGUGAAGUUCUUUGGAACAAGGCGUCACCACGAAAAGUGGCUGAAGAACACCGAAGAUUAUCUUGUCAAGGGCUGUUUUGCAAUGACUGAGUUAGGCCAUGGAAGUAAUGUACGAGGAAUCGAAACAGUGACCACUUAUGACUCAAGAACUGGGGAGUUUGUGAUAAACACUCCUUGUGAAUCUGCUCAGAAGUAUUGGAUCGGUGGGGCAGCUAAACAUGCAACCCACACAAUUGUGUUUUCACAGCUUAUUAUAAACGGAACCAACCAGGGAGUUCAUGCCUUCAUUGCGCAAAUAAGAGAUCAAGAUGGUAACAUAUGUCCAAACAUCCGCAUUGCCGACUGUGGACACAAGAUUGGUCUAAAUGGUGUUGACAAUGGCCGAAUAUGGUUUGACAAUCUUCGGAUUCCAAGAGAGAAUUUAUUGAACUCAGUUGCUGAUGUUUCGUCUGAUGGACAGUAUGUUAGCGCAAUUAAAGAUCCUGAUCAGAGAUUUGGAGCAUUCAUGGCCCCUUUGACCUCUGGCCGUGUCACGAUUGCAUCAAGUGCAAUUUAUUCUGCAAAGGUCGGAUUAUCUAUUGCUAUUAGGUACUCACUUUCGAGAAGAGCCUUCUCUGUUACAGCCAAUGGUCCUGAAGUCCUCCUUCUCGAUUACCCAAGCCAUCAAAGGCGACUGCUACCACUCCUAGCAAAGACAUAUGCUAUGAGUUUUGCUGCAAAUUACUUGAAGAUGAUUUACGUGAAGAGGACACCUGAAACCAACAAAGCCAUCCAUGUUGUUUCAAGUGGGCUCAAAGCUGUUCUCACCUGGCACAAUAUGCGAACACUUCAGGAAUGUCGCGAAGCUGUUGGGGGACAAGGUGUGAAAACAGAAAAUCUAGUUGGUCAGUUGAAAGGUGAAUUUGAUGUGCAGACUACAUUUGAGGGUGACAAUAAUGUAUUGAUGCAGCAGGUGAGCAAAGCACUUUUUGCUGAAUAUGUCUCGUGUAAGAAGAGAAAUAAACCUUUCAAAGGACUGGGAUUGGAGCACAUGAACAGUUCUCGUCCUGUAUUGCCAGCGGAACUCACAUCUUCUACCCUCAGAUGCAGCCAGUUCCAGAAAAAUGUGUUCUGCUUAAGAGAGCGAGAUCUUCUAGAACGAUUUACCUCGGAAGUUGCACAGCUUCAAGGGAGGGGAGAAAGUCGAGAGCUGUCUUUCCUCGUGAAUCAUCAACUUGCCGAAGACUUGGGUAAAGCUUUCACGGAGAAAGCAAUACUGCAAACCAUUUUGGAUGCUGAAGCCAAACUAGCUGCUGGCUCAGUGAAGGAUGUGUUGGGUCUUGUAAGAUCAAUGUACGCAUUGAUCUGCUUGGAAGAAGAUCCAUCGUUCCUGAGAUACGGUUACCUCUCAAGGGACAAUAUUGGAGAUGUGAGGAGAGAGGUUUCUAAGUUGUGUGGAGAGCUUCGACCUCACGCGCUUGCACUCGUCACUUCCUUCGGGAUUCCAGACGCCUUCUUGGCUCCGAUUGCUUUCAACUGGGUCGAAGCCAACGCUUGGUCUUCGAAAGAGAAGAAAGAUCUAGAAACUCAAGAUGCUAUGGUCGUGGACUCACCACCAUGGAUGCCGUGGACUCUAAAACUCAUCGGCUAUAGCAGGAUUCAUGAAAUGUCGGAACAUCGCGCACUCCGGCGAGCCCAUGUUCUCGCCAACCACAUACUCCGUUCACCUCCUCUGCCGUCGAACCUCGCACUCACGCGCGAGUCAUGUUUGCAGUACUCUCCACCGGAGCUCAACGAGAGCUAUGGUUUCGACGUCAAGGAGAUGAGGAAACUGCUCGACGGACACAGCUUGGAGGACCGAGACUGGCUUUAUGGGCUCAUGAUGCAGAGCGAUCUGUUUAAUCGGAAGGAGAGAGGAGGCAAGGUUUUCGUUUCGCCGGAUUACAACCAGACGACGGAGCAACAGCGCGAUAUCAGUGUGAAACGGAUCCGGUACUUGCUCGAGAAAGGGGUCUUUCAAGGAUGGUUAACGGAGACAGCUCCUGAGGCCGAGCUCAAGAAGUUUGCUAUGUACGAGGUUUGCGGGAUUUAUGAUUACUCCUUCUCCGCUAAACUCGGUGUUCAUUUCUUGCUGUGGGGCAAUGCUGUUAAAUUCUUUGGGACAAAGCGACACCAUGACAAGUGGCUGAAAGACACCGAAGAUUAUGUUGUCAAGGGCUGCUUUGCAAUGACUGAGUUGGGCCAUGGAAGCAAUGUGAAGGGAAUCGAAACAGUGACUACUUAUGACCCAAGAACUGAGGAGUUUGUGAUAAACACUCCUUGUGAAUCUGCUCAGAAGUAUUGGAUCGGUGAGGCUGCCAACAAUGCAACCCAUGCCAUUGUGAUUUCACAGCUUGAUAUAAACGGAACCAACCAGGGGGUUCAUGUCUUUAUCGCCCAAAUCAGGGAUCAAGAUGGCAACAUAUGUCCAAACAUCCGCAUUGCCGACUGUGGACACAAGAUUGGUCUAAAUGGUGUUGACAAUGGCCGGAUUUGGUAUUGUACACAACAACUCUAUGUUAUGUUAUCGUACCUUAUACCAAGGGUGUGUCCUUCAUUGAAGACUGCUCACUAUGAUUAUAGGUUUGACAAUCUUCGAAUUCCAAGGGAGAAUUUAUUGAACUCAGUUGCUGAUGUUUCAUCUGAUGGACAGUAUCUUAGCGCAAUUAAAAACCCUGAUCAGAGGUUCGGAGCAUUCUUGGCCCCUUUGACCUCUGGUCGUGUCACGAUUGCGUCAAGUGCAGUUUAUUCUGCAAAGCUGGGAUUAGCUGUUGCUAUAAGGUACUCACUGUCGAGAAGAGCCUUCUCUGCUGUAAAAGAUGGUCCUGAAGUGCUCCUUCUUGAUUAUCCAAGCCAUCAAAGACGACUUUUGCCACUCCUAGCAAAGACAUAUGCUAUGAGCUUUGCUGCAAAUCACUUGAAGAGGAUUUACGUGAAGAGGACACCUGAGACCAACAAAGCCAUCCAUGUUCUUUCAAGUGGAUUGAAAGCUGCUCUCACUUGGCACAAUAUGCGAACGCUUCAGGAAUGUCGUGAAGCUUGUGGAGGGCAAGGUUUGAAAACAGAAAACCGAGUUGGUCAUUUAAAAGGCGACUAUGAUGUGCAGACUACAUUUGAGGGUGACAAUAAUGUUCUGAUGCAACAAGUGAGCAAAGCACUUUUUGCUGAAUACGUGUCCUGUAAGAAGAGAAAUAAACCUUUCAAAGGAUUAGGAUUGGAGCACAUGAACAGUUCUCGUCCUGUAUUGCCAUCGGAACUCACAUCUUCUACCCUCAGAUGCAGCCAGUUCCAGAAAAAUGUGUUCCGCUUAAGAGAGCGAGACCUUCUAGAAAGAUUUACAUCUGAAGUUGCACUGUUUCAAGGGAGGGGAGAAAGCAGAGAGUUCUCCUUCCUCCUGAAUCAUCAACUUUCUGAAGAUCUAAGUAAAGCUUUCACAGAGAAAGCAAUACUACAAACCGUUUUGGAUGCUGAAGCCAAACUGCCUGCUGGCUCAAUUAAGGAUGUGUUGGGUCUUGUAAGAUCAAUGUACGCAUUGAUUUGCUUGGAAGAAGAUCCAUCGUUCCUGAGAUACGGUUACCUCUCAAGGGACAAUGUUGGAGAUGUGAGGAGAGAGGUUUCUAAGCUGUGUGGAGAGCUUCGACCUCACACGCUUGCACUCGUCACUUCCUUUGGGAUUCCAGACGCCUUCUUGGCUCCGAUUGCUUUCAAUUGGGUCGAAGCCAACGCUUGGUCUUCGGUUUAGCGCCUACUACUACUAAUCUCUUUCAAUAAACCACAUCCUUUGAAACUUACGUUUCCACAAUAUUUUUUUGAACUUCUUGUAUGCUAUUGUAUGCUCUUGGUAAUAAUAUGUAUCACUCACUAUGCUACGGAGGCUUUUGACAAAUCUCUUCCACAUAUUAUUAAUAGCUGCAAAAGACAUUUUAUUUUACAGA